Molecule: messenger RNA, 4777 nt
Organism: Ochotona curzoniae (black-lipped pika)
Lineage: Eukaryota; Metazoa; Chordata; Mammalia; Lagomorpha; Ochotonidae
Gene: FBXO45
Product: F-box protein 45
Exons: 3
Coding region: 1-861 (286 amino acids)
Biological process (GO): synapse assembly involved in innervation; proteasome-mediated ubiquitin-dependent protein catabolic process
Cellular component (GO): SCF ubiquitin ligase complex; synapse
Molecular function (GO): protein binding
Source: RefSeq, a predicted model, not a curated record
AUGGCGGCACCGGCCCCGGGGGCUGGGGCAGCCUCGGGCGGUGCUGGCUGUAGCGGCGGUGGCGGCGGUGCGGGUGCGAGCUCGGGCUCUGGGUCCGCGGGGGCCGGCGGCCGGCUGCCCAGCCGCGUGCUGGAGUUGGUGUUCUCCUAUCUGGAGCUGUCGGAGCUGCGGAGCUGCGCCCUGGUGUGCAAGCAUUGGUACCGCUGCCUGCACGGCGACGAGAACAGCGAGGUGUGGCGGAGCCUGUGCGCCCGCAGCCUGGCCGAAGAGGCUCUGCGCACGGACAUCCUCUGCAACCUGCCCAGCUACAAGGCCAAGGUACGUGCUUUCCAACAUGCCUUCAGCACUAAUGACUGCUCCAGAAAUGUCUAUAUUAAGAAGAAUGGCUUCACUUUACAUCGAAACCCCAUCGCUCAGAGCACUGAUGGUGCAAGGACCAAGAUUGGUUUCAGUGAGGGCCGCCACGCAUGGGAAGUGUGGUGGGAGGGCCCUUUGGGCACCGUGGCAGUGAUUGGAAUUGCCACCAAGCGAGCCCCCAUGCAGUGUCAAGGUUAUGUGGCAUUGCUAGGCAGUGACGACCAGAGCUGGGGCUGGAAUCUGGUGGACAAUAAUCUACUACAUAAUGGGGAGGUCAAUGGCAGUUUUCCACAAUGCAACAAUGCACCAAAAUACCAGAUAGGAGAAAGAAUUCGAGUCAUCUUGGACAUGGAAGAUAAGACUUUAGCUUUUGAACGCGGAUAUGAGUUCCUGGGGGUUGCCUUUAGAGGACUUCCGAAGGUCUGCUUGUAUCCAGCAGUUUCCGCUGUAUAUGGCAACACAGAAGUGACCUUGGUGUACCUUGGAAAACCCCUGGAUGGAUGACAGUGGCUUUCUUGAGAUGAAAGAAGAGAGUGCCGCUUCUGGGAAUCAUGAAGUGACGGUGUGUUAUGUGCAUGUCCAAGUAACAUCCUCAGCAACACGAGAAGUUGUGAACUGGAGAAGCAACUCGGCUGCAGAUUAUUUUUAGUGUUUUCUCUUUCCACCGGGCCAGGGAAAGCCUCCGGGUCGCAGUUGGUUGAGUGGGCAGUUGACCUAUGCAGGUUGCAACAGAUUUUGUCUCUAAAUUAGCAAUGUUUUUCUUUCCAGCUUUAAAGGUGAAAUUUUUGAGAUGCUGUGAGAGAGGGUUAAGGAAGUAGCACAUUUUCAACCAGUGUGUUGGUGAAGAAAGAUUGAUCCCAUGUUACAACCGCCUGUUCUUUCUCCAGUCCCCCCGCCCCCCAGCCAGCUUGACUAUCAGAGAAGUAUGAAACUGGCUGUGUUCUAUUUAAUAUUUUUAAUAUAUUGAGAAGCAUGGUCUGCCUGGGACUGCACUUCUCUGAGACAGAAAAUUGUGCAGCUAUUUUAAAAGUUGUAUAUACAAUAUGUGUGUUUAAAAAACUAAAAGAAAAAAAAAGGACAAAGGGGUGGCUUUGUUCUAGUUCAGUUUCUUAAAAACCACUACAUGGUACAAAGUUAAAAUAACAUUUUGGGACAAUUGCAUUACUACAAAGAAGAGGAUUUUAAGAGGAGAUAAGUUUUGGCUCAUUUUGUAUUCUUUCUGGCUUACCAUUCCCAUAGGUUUUACAGUCUUGCUGGAUUGUAAGGUUUUAUAGCCAUUAAAGUUACAGUAAAGAUCCUUCAGUUUCCUGGUUAAACACUGAGGGAAGGCACAUCUAUUUCUAUUUAUACAAAUAUUGGCCAAGACACAUAUCCAAGCAUGAUAGCAAUGCAUACCUUUUGGUGUCUGGUUUUAUGUUUUGGCUGAGAAAGUGUCUCAUAAUACAGAACAUUGCUAUUUACUCCAUGAAAGCUGUCAUCGCAGACUCCUGGCAAGUAAGAGAAUGAUGUUCCUUUUAUUUUGUAACUUCAUAAUGCUACAGAUAAUAUUGGAAAAAUUUCCUUUCAUACUGUUUACGUCAUGCAGUAGUCCUAGUUUCAGAUUCUUCACUGGGGCUACCACGAAAAUGUUUACUCACCUCCCAGAAACUCUGACAGCCUGAACCCAAGUUGAGAACAUUUUUGAUUUAAUGAUAAAAAAUUGCCCCCAUGGGACUUGAAAUGUGACAGCUUCGGGUUGGCAGUAUUUUGAAAGUUUCAUCCUUGACAAAUCUAACAUUACCUCCUAUUUGGACUGAUACACUUUAUUUCUCUUCAUUAAUAUUCCCUGUGUCGGUGAUCCGUUACCCCUGAACUGAGAUUUUCUUUUGUUAGAAGAGAAGUAAACAAUAUCUUUCUGUAUGAAAGUAUAAAUUGUAUGGUUUCUGAUAAUAAGAAUUGACGAAGGCAAGUGAAAUCUUUGUACUUUGAGAUUGUUGCUGUAGGUAUAUUUUGUUUUAAGUCUAAGUUAGGAACAGCAAGCAGCUUGCUGGGGAUCUUGGGUUGCUUUGAGAGUUGAAAUUGUCAGUACUCCAGUGAAGCCAGGGGUUUCAACCAUAGAACAAAGGCUGCUGUUGCCACCUGAAAGGUUUACAAGUAUUUACUGUGUAUUUGGUAUGUGGCUUGAAAGGGUAAAAUUUAUUGAAGACUUUUGAUAUCUGUGUCAAAAGAAGAAAUCUUGUACAGAGUGAUGUUAAAUGUAUUAGAGAAUGUAGCUGAUCAAAGAAAUUGAUUUUACUUGGUGUAGAACAACUCAAUUUGGCAAAGUUUAAAAUUUGAUUGCAAAAAACUGGUUCAGGAUGGAAAUUGGCUACUUACAAAGUGAUAAAAUUCUGCAAGUACUUGCUUCUUUUUCAGGUUAUGGUAUGGCCAAUUCCAAGAGCCUUUUUUUUUUUUAAAGAGUGUUUAUAAUCUUUAUUUUGUCUUAUUAGUAAAUAUUCAUUUGUAAUAGUGUUGAAGGUGCAGAAUGGAAAACAGAAACACAUGGUUUUUGCACAUUAAGCCUAGCAUCAAAUAAUUGUCUAAAAUUUAACAGUAAGCCAUUCCUGUAGCAAAGGAAACACAAUAUCCAGUUUAUACCUUUUAUAAUAAAAUGGAGAAUCCAGGUCAGCAAGAGCAUCAGGGCAGUGAAAGCCUUGUUUGUAGCCUGGUAAGAAGAUGUAUUCCUAGAUCAAUAGUGUCUGUAUGCAGUACUAACCUGCUACAUCGUUCAUGGACACGCAGCCUCUUUUUUCAUUGGUGCAGAGAGUAUUUGUGUAGAAGACAAUUGCACCUGAAAAUUGAGUAUAAAUUAUCAAAACCAGUGGUUCUCUACCUUGUCUGUCCUUUGGAGUUUGACGUAUGUUUUUGAAAAUAAUGAUUUUUGGGUCCCAUACUCUUGAUAAUCUGAUACUGCCAUGGGAUUAGAACUGGCCAAAAUGAUUUUUUGUUAAAACUCUGUGCUGAUUUCCAUAUCCUACUAAGGUUGAGAACCAUUGAUCUAAAACUCAUCUUGAAUUCUCAUUUGCAAAUGAAAACCUUCCCUCCCUCCCUCCCUUUUCACUACCUCACAGGAUAUUGAGGGUAAAGGACAAAAUGGGCAGCUGCUGUGUUAUGGAUGAAAAAUUACUGUUGAAAAAAAACAAAGUCAUAUUUAUUAUAUUUCAGCCAAAAUUAUGAUCAGGAAAAAAAUGUAUUUGAAUUUGGGGAAGUUGGGAGCACUUUUUUUUUCUCCUUAAUGCAACAUGCAGAUGUGGGAGCCAACAUGACUCUUAUGUUACCGUCUUCUGUUACCCUUGGGAUGGAUUGUCUAAAGAGUUGUCUAAAGGGAAGGAAAAAUUCUCAAGGCUUAAAGUCUGUAAUCGUCCAGUGGCUCGUAGUUUAUUAAAAUUUUCAUACAAGGAAUUCUUGGUUGAUAGAAUCAUUUCAUCAUUUUCACUCUGACUUUUGGAGCCGUCUAUAUCAUCUGCCAUUCUUUCGGUUAAAAACACCUAAAGUUGAGUGGGUUUCAUCUCCAUUGACUAUUUGAAAUCAUGGUUUCAGUGAUUAGACAUUUGCCUUAUGGAUAUGAUUAGCCCAGGAAAGAGUUUCAAAAAUAAUAGCCUGAUACCAUAUGGAAGCUGACCAAAUUAACCUUUUACCUUACAUCCUCAAAUUACCAUUUAUGUAGACUAAAAUUACUAGUUCUUGGUAGUUUUUUGAGAACUAAGUGAUUUGGAGAGUUAGCUAGAGAGUUUUAAAGAUUAGUGGUAUUAGAAGGAUUACUGUCUGAGGCGUGGGCUCUGAAGCGGCCCCCCCCCCCCCCCGGGUUGCGAUGGGCCACUUCGGAGCCUUCACUAGGAAGGAACCACCUGCACCAGCUCAGAUGCUGUCCCCACAGAACCUCUUCCAGGUCCCCUGGCCAAAUGUAAUCUUCCUUGAAAUGUCCUUAGUCCUAUAUUUUACCCAUGCUGAAUUCCUGUUGUGUUGCGUUAUGCCUUGUGUAACAUUAUUUAUAUUUAUUAAUUAUUUAUUGGUGUCUUAGCUCCCUUAAACUAGGACAGGCUUAUCUUCAUAGCUGCCUCUUCCAAGCCCACGAGGCAGGUGCUCACAUGUUUGCUAAAGUAACAGAGAACCAUGUAGCAAGACAGACGCUCCUCUGAAAUCACAGGCUGUAGUGGCAAAGGACAGAUGGAGAAGAAAUGCUUUCUCCGAGUCCAAGUGGAGUAGGAAGGAAAGGGUGCCAGCCUGAGGCUGGGAAGGAGAAGUAACGACUGAACAUUGUCACCGUUCCCCGUUCUUCACAAAGACUGGCAAAUUAAUUUUUAGUUCUGGAUGUAGAUUUCCUAUUUGUUUAAAAUUAUGAUCUGUAUUAUUUUUUUGAAUUCUGUUGUUUUGCCUUAGUUUCCUAAUAAAAAGUUAAAAC